GAUGGGGGAGCUGGGGUGCGGGGGCCCUCGGUGGCCCAGCACAGGCCUCCCGGCGGCCUGGCCGGGCUGAGGAGCGGCUUCACUCCUGUUCACCCAGGCCUUGGAGCCCUUGCACUUGGGACGACUUGGGUCCCUUUGCAAACACAGCUCUGGAGUUCGGCGGUGGCAGCGACAGCAGCAGGAAAAACCUGCCCCUGCCCCCCCAGCUCCCGCCGCCUCCCCUACCCUGUUCUCCCUUCACCAACCAGGCACCCCCCGUUCCCGUAAGGCCGUUCUGCCAUGUCGGACCCAGACAUUCCCAGGGGCCCUGAUGUCCCCACCAUGUGGCCCCCCUGUUCCAGGGGUGCCUGAGCCCCUCGAAGAGCCACCACCGCCCCCCUGCCCACCUUGGCCCAGUCCUGAGCCCCAGGGACCAUGAGUGGGGGCAAGAAGAAGAGUAGUUUCCAAAUCACCAGCGUCACCACGGACUACGAGGGUCCGGGGAGCCCAGGGGGUCCAGAUACCCCUGCCCUGCCGGCCCCCACUGGGCCCCCGCCCCGCCUGCCCAAUGAGGAGCCCAACCCCGAGCCAGGGGGCAAGGGCACCCCCCGGAAUGGCUCCCCACCGCCUGGGGCCCCCGCCUCCCGUUUCCGGGUGGUGAAGCUGCCCCAAGGCCUGGGAGAGCCUUAUCGCCGAGGCCGUUGGACAUGUGUGGAUGUUUACGAGAGAGACCUGGAGCCUCCUAGCUUUGGCCGGCUCCUGGAAGGGAUUCGAGGGGCCUCAGGGGGCAACGGGGGCAGGUCUUUGGAUUCCAGGUUGGAGCUGGCCAGCUUGGGCCUGGCCGCCCCUACCCCACAGUCAGGCCUGUCUCAGGGCCCCACCUCCUGGCUCCGCCCGCCCCCCACCUCCCCUGGACCUCAGGCCCGCUCCUUCACCGGGGGGCUGGGCCAGCUGGCAGUGCCCGGCAAGGCCAAGUUGGAGACAACCCCCCUGUCAGCCUCCCUGCCCCAGCAGCGCCCCCCAGAGGCCGGGACGGGGGAUAGCGCGGGCAUUUCCCGGGCUGCCACGCCCCUGCCCUCUUUGAGGGUGGAAGUGGAAGCAGGGGGCUCAACAGCGGGGACCCCUCCACUGUCGCGUGCGAAGGAUGGAGCUCUGCGGCUGAGGAUGGAGUUGGUUGCUCCAGAGGAGAUGGGGCAGGUGACCCCGCUCGACUCUCGCCCCAGCUCCCCAGCCCUCUACUUCUUCCCCGAUGCCAGUCUGGUUCACAAGUCUCCAGACCCCUUUGGAACAGCGGCUGCCCAGAGCCUCAGCUUCGCCCGCUCCAUGCUGGCCAUCAGUGGCCACCUGGACAGUGACGACGAUAGUGGCUCCGGAAGCCUGGUUGGCAUUGACAACAAGAUCGAACAAGCCAUGGUUUUCUUCUGGAAACACAAAGCUAAGUCAACCAUCGUAGAACGCACUGACUCCAAGAAAAAUGAGUUGAGGGUGGAGAAAACUUCCAAGGUGUCUGAGACUUUCAAGUUGGUUGAGUCCCCCAAGGAGGCUAAGGUCUCCAAGAUGGAUGUGUCCUCCAAGGUGGCUGACCCCUGCAUGUUGGCCAAGACCACCGCGGACGGGGCUGCAGUGGAGGCGGGCCAUGGGCAGAGAUCGCUGUUGCAGCUGCCCCGGACUGUCAUCAAAUCUGUCUCCACGCUCAUGGUCUCCGCCCUGCAGUCUGGCUGGCAGAUGUGCAGCUGGAAGUCAUCUGUGAGUUCUACCUCAGUCACCUCCCAAAUGAAGACCGGGUCCCCUUUGGAGUCGAGAGGGACUGAGAUACUGCAGGAAGUGUACCUGGUGCUGUGGGCCGUUCGGAAACAACUGCGGCAGCUGGCGCGCAGGCAGGAGAGGCGGCGACGGCACCAUAUCCGGGCCCACACCUGUCCCCAACCUGACCCAGUUCAGGGCUUGAAACAGGAUUCCCGGAGUCCCCUCUAGGGGGGAACCCCACAUCCUCAGAAAGCCCCCACCUCACUCUUAGGUAAGGUUGAUAGGAGAGGUUAGGGCAGCAGGCCAGGAGUUGUGGGUGAGGAGAAGUUUUCAUACCGUCACCUCUCAUCGGGACCCCAAGGCCUGGCCUGAGGUCCCACGUAAUCCCCUUCAUUCCUUUUAUUCAAUUUGUAAAAGAUUAUCAAAAUGUUGGGAAAUAAAUAUCGGAUAUUUCUGAGUA
Molecule: messenger RNA, 2185 nt
Organism: Physeter macrocephalus (sperm whale)
Lineage: Eukaryota; Metazoa; Chordata; Mammalia; Artiodactyla; Physeteridae
Gene: TSC22D4
Product: TSC22 domain family member 4
Exons: 6
Coding region: 415-1953 (512 amino acids)
Biological process (GO): regulation of transcription by RNA polymerase II; response to osmotic stress
Source: RefSeq, a predicted model, not a curated record